Messenger RNA from Hevea brasiliensis (rubber tree), 739 nucleotides. RefSeq lists its product as uncharacterized. NCBI's taxonomy places the organism in Eukaryota, Viridiplantae, Streptophyta, Magnoliopsida, Malpighiales, Euphorbiaceae. The transcript has 3 exons. The record is from RefSeq and is a predicted model, not a curated record. Gene Ontology annotation, cellular component: mitochondrion. The coding region runs from base 221 to 502 and encodes 93 amino acids.
UCUGAGGUGGCCCUCAAGUGAUGGGCCUGGGUUCAACUUGGAUACUAAUCCCGGAUCCGAGUUUUACAUGGAUACUAACCGGGCUGAUAUCUGACUCGCCAGUACACACAGUGACUAAGUUGAUCUCUCCCUCUCUCUGCAGCAAGACAUCGAAAGUCCUAGGUCAUCGAAUUAGCCUCUAGAGGUUGUCGCUGAGAGACGGGAAGAGAAGGGCGUCGAAAUGGGUUACAUUCAGGAAGCACGUGAAAAUCACGUGAAGAAGAAAGUCGAAGAAGCUUUAAGAAGCAAAAUGAAGCAGAAGGCACUUAAAGAAUGUGACCAAUUCACUUCUAAGUAUGCGCAAUGUGCCUCUGGAAGAACCCUUUCUGUUGUUUGGCAGUGUCGCAAACAGGCUAAAGAAUUGAACCUUUGCCUACAUCAGUACACAAAUGAUGCUGUCUUGGAAGAGAUGAAGAAAGAAUACAUGCUUCAACAAAAUGGCAAGGGGUCUGCGAGAAUCUAAUCUUCUUUCUGUUGUUGAUGAUAUGAUUACCAACAGAGCAUUUGAAGGACAAUUUUUCUGCCAGUUAAAUUUUUUGGAUGAUGCAUUUGCAUUGCAUUUGGGCUUGAACCCUGUUUUUUCUUUUGACCAUUACAGGGAACAGUAUCAUUUUAGGGGUUACAGAUAUUAAACUUAGAAGUACCUUAUAAUGGCAAUCCUAAAUUUAAUAUGGAGCAAUUGGAAGAUUGUUGUUUGGAA